Monopterus albus (swamp eel) is the source of this 1590-nucleotide messenger RNA. It is a transcript of the gene tomm40, whose product is annotated as translocase of outer mitochondrial membrane 40 homolog (yeast). The record is from RefSeq and is a predicted model, not a curated record. NCBI's taxonomy places the organism in Eukaryota, Metazoa, Chordata, Actinopteri, Synbranchiformes, Synbranchidae. Gene Ontology annotation, cellular component: mitochondrial outer membrane. Gene Ontology annotation, molecular function: transmembrane protein transporter activity. The transcript has 9 exons. The coding region runs from base 209 to 1237 and encodes 342 amino acids. Gene Ontology annotation, biological process: protein import into mitochondrial matrix.
AUGGUGUUGGUGGUGUUUAAUGCCAUAUUACCGUAUUUCUAGCUACUGCGUUUUCCAUAUGUAACUAGAUGAGCAGAUCUCGUGGUGGACUCCACAUGGCUACCUAGCCUGCUAACUAGCUAACAGUUAAACCCUGCUAACUUGCAUUAGCCUUCGCGGUGUAAAAACUGCUAGUGGAUAGUUUUACAGGUUGUUACAGUCAAAGACUAUGGGCAGUGUGUUGGCUGCCGCUUCCCCAAGUCCGGCCCCAGCCACAGCGGGAGGUGGUCAAGGGGUCCCAGGGUUGGUGUCUGUCCCUCCAGGGUUCACUAUGCCUGCGGUAUCUUCCGUACCUUCAACAUCUGGAUCGGGCCAACAGACAGCAGAUGCAGAUUCCUCACUUCCUAACCCAGGCACAUAUGAAGAGUGUCACCGUAAAUGUAAAGAAGUGUUCCCUCUGCAGAUGGAAGGGGUGCGGUUAGUGGUAAACAAGGGCCUGAGUAACCACUUCCAAGUCGGCCAUACUAUUACCCUCAGUACCUUGGGUGAUUCUGGUUAUCGAUUUGGUGCCACCUACAUAGGCAGUAAACAGACUGGACCAACAGAGUCAUUCCCAGUCAUGGUCGGAGACAUGGACAGUACCGGCAGUCUGAAUGCCCAGAUCAUCCACCAGCUCACAACUGCUGUUCGCUCCAAAAUAGCCAUCCAGACUCAGCAGCAUAAAUUUGUGAAUUGGCAAUGCGACAUGGAGUAUCAUGGUGCAGACUUCACCUCUGCUGUCACAGUUGGAAAUCCAGACAUACUGGUUGGAUCUGGCAUUUUGGUGGCCCACCACCUCCAGUCCAUUACACCAGCACUGGCUCUGGGUGGUGAGCUGGUGUACCACAGAAGACCAGGGGAGGAAGGAACUGUCACUUCCUUCUUGGGCAGGUACACAGGAGACAACUAUGUUGCUACAUUGACUUUAGGAGGAGCAGGAGCUCAUGCUACAUACUACCACAAGGCCAAUGAUCAGCUACAGCUAGGAGUUGAAUUUGAAGCCAGCACAAGAAUGCAGGACACCACAACGUCCUUUGCUUACCAGUUGGACCUUCCCAAAGCUAAUUUGCUUUUUAAAGGCACAGUUGACAGUAACUGGGUGGUUGGAGCAACCCUUGAAAAGAAACUGGUGCCUCUGCCUCUCACACUGGCGUUAGGGGCUUUCCUCAACCACCGCAAGAACAAGUUCCAGUGUGGCUUCAGUGUCACCAUUGGCUAGAGGUGUGGGGUUUACUAGGAGCCAGCUCACAGGCCACAGCUUGGACCGGCACAGAGACACACAGGAACCUGCACUCAGUUUUAGAAAUUGGAUUCAGAGACUCUCUAACAACUGUGAUAUCUGGGGCAGACAGAGACAGACAACUACCAAGGAGCAAGGACUCGCCAAGCCCUGUCUACAUACUGUAGCACAACUGUCUUUCCUAUAUGGUGUAUUGGAUGUACCCAGAGGCUAGAGAGAUGUGUAUCAGAGGGCAUCAGGUGAUGCAUGAGAACAUGUGAAAAUCUAAGUGGUUAGACAUAAUAUAUGGUGAUCUUGUAUGAUUGAAAUAAAUGUCAGUACUUUUUGUAAAA